Messenger RNA from Antrostomus carolinensis (chuck-will's-widow), 1233 nucleotides. It is a transcript of the gene COMMD9, whose product is annotated as COMM domain containing 9. The annotation marks the transcript as partial. NCBI's taxonomy places the organism in Eukaryota, Metazoa, Chordata, Aves, Caprimulgiformes, Caprimulgidae. The transcript has 4 exons. The record is from RefSeq and is a predicted model, not a curated record.
CUGGUAUCUGCUUUGCACAACCUCACGAGGCACGUUGUGUACCGCGGCUUGACGAGGGCAGAAGACAUCCUCUCUCUCUUUCCAGAAAACUUCCACCAAAAUCUGAAAAACCUUUUGACUAAGAUAAUCUUGGAGAACAUCUCUGCUUGGAGGAAUGAAGCACAAGCAAGUCAGAUCUCCCUGCCUCGGCUGGUUGACCUGGACUGGAGGGUGGACAUCAAGACAUCUUCGGACAGCAUCAGCAGAAUGGCAGUCCCUACUUGCCUGCUUCAGUUACAGAUUCAGGAAGAUGUUGCCUUAUGUGGAAAUAGUCCUGUUGUUUCUGCACUGACUGUGGAACUGAGCAAAGAAACCCUGGACACUAUGUUAGAAGGUCUAGGAAGGAUCCGGGACCAACUCUCUGCUGUUGCAAACAAAUGAAUAUUCAAGGACAUGGAUUCUAGCAGCGAGGAAGGGAAAUAUUAUCUGCCUACAGCUCUCAGAAGUUGCAGCCUAGUGUAACAUGUUUUCUGUUUUGUUAAAACAAAAUUAAAGAGAUUUCUUUAUUGAGUUAAUAAGAUAGCUUUUGAAAAGCUAACACUUAAACAUUCCUCUGGUCUGAUGCCAAAGAGUGGUUUCCUAGUAUGUUGUUGAACAAAAGCUGAUCUCUGUUUCAGAGAAGGAUUUGAGGGCUCAGAGCUUGGCUUAAUCACAAGAGUCAUAACUGGAAAUAGCAAAUAGCUGCAGGCAGUGAAGCAAGUGCUAUCUCUGUGCCCUGAAAAGAUCUAAAAGGCUCAAGCUGGUUAAUGGGCUGCCUUCCAGCGAGGAGGAGAGCGCUGCUCCCUGGAACGUGGCUGUGCUGGAUGGAGCGCUCUCCCUUGCAGCGAAGCACAGCCCUGUGCUGCAGACUGCUAUUAGGGGAUAAUGCUUUGAAAUGGGGCAAUUAUGCUACAACACAGUCUCUUCUGAUCAGCUUCACAGCACCAUUUGCAAAAUGACUAGUCUGAACAUCUUUAGCAGCAAGUAAUUUCCUCCUUCUGUUUGGAAGGAAAAAAAAGGAGCUCAGAUAAUUCAUGUUUGGGUUUAUUGGGCUUUGCCUUCGCCGCUCAAAAACCAGGCUGGGAAAGUAAAGAAUUGGUGGCCGUUGUCUGCACUGUGGGAAACCCUUCUGUGGCAGUAGGUGCCUGUACUUCCCCAAAGUGUUCUGUUCUUGGUUUGUAUAAAGCUUCAUUUAAUUAAAAAAUGAACUGCUAA